GAUGUUGUAAGGGCCUUAUAGCAGCUUUACGUUUAUUACCGGGAAUUCUGCCGCAGCAAAUAAAAGAUGCACGUGGAUAGUACAUCGACAUACUUAUCCUCGUCGAGAAGUAUUGACUGAUUGAAAUCGACAGAAGAAGAGAGAAUCGAAGCGCUCGUUGUGCAGGGAGAGCUUCUACCCUGUUUUCGUCCUUCAAAAACAAAAAAAAACAUACAACUGAUCAGAAACAGUGAGUUCAUUCCAAGAAGAUGCGUCUUCCUUCUCCGGCUUUGCCGGGAUUGGCGCCCCACCCGGGUGGAAAAAUGGCACUGCGUGCCUCGGGCUACUUCGCGGCUCUGAACCUCCUGCUCAACUCAGCCGGUGUUAUUUCCGUCGCCGAAGCUCGCGGCGAGGGCAUCACCACGAAGGGUCGGGCCGAAAAGCUGCUGGAGAAGCAGGCCAUCUCCGUGACCCCACUCGGUAUCAGAGUGCACAACUAUUUCAUCCCCUCGUCCUGCUCAUAAUUUGCAGGGCAUACUUACACGGCAAUGGACGCCACCCGGGCGCACUUGUGUUCUUUGCAUGACAGCUCCAGGCAGCACGGACUGUAGUACUGUCCAGCUGUAGCUCCUGUCAUUUGUCAUGCGCGUUUAGUGCUACAACGAGGCUACAACUGGAUUGUCAUUGUUUCAUUUUUGCACGACAAAAAAUUAGAGGAACGUACGAAGGGAAGCCGUGCACUGUCAUACCCGGUGCAGCGAAUUCCGAGCAAGAAGAUGCUGGCACGGACGAACCGUCGUCGCAACACAUCGAAAGCGGCCACUACGCCAGUUUUCUCGACACGGAAUUGGAUGUCCAGAUAUCCUGUGCAAAAGUAUCGUACUCGUAGUGCAAUCAUGCAUUACAAGUCUUUCUCUUAAGGUAAAUCAGCAUUACAAAUUUUAUCUCUCAUGCUGAGGAAAUUUGUAAUGCAUUUAUACGACGAGUACGAUACUUUUGCAAUUUAUACCAGACGGGCACCUCCAACAAGGGGUCCAUCUACACCUACGAAACUAGUGGCAACAACGAAACGCUCCCGACGAACACGACGACCGAGGAAGCGGUGGCCGAAGGCGGCGUGGAAGAAAACGAGAAACCGGCUGAAGUAUCAAAUGUAAAAAUGUCUGGGUCUGGAAGAGUCAUGCUGUAGUUUUUGCAUGACACAGAAGGGCUGGCAUGGAAGCUCUAGCAUUACAGGUUUCGAGAAGCUUCCGCGAUGCCGAAUCCGCAUGACAAAUCCCCCACUUUGGUGGCUGAAAGUGGGCAGCUUUUGCUACCCAUGCAUGAGAGAUUUUUCUGUGUUCUGAAAUGCGCAACACAAGUUUGUAUUCUUCCAGACCCAGUAGACACUUUUGCAUUUGAUAUGAAGUAGAGAAGGACGAUGAAGCUGGUGCGACAACCACUUCGACUGCCCCCGCCGAGAUAUGCAUUGAAAAUAUGUCUGGGUCAUCUUCUCGAAGACUGCAAACUUUUGAUGUGGAUUCUGGAACAGGCAAAAUAAAAAUCUGUGUUGCAUACGUACUUUUAGCAAAAGAUGCGUGCUUUUUGUCCUCAGGAUGGCUUAUUAAUGGCAUUUCUCAUGCAGACUAGGCAUGAAAAACGAGAACCCUCCGCAGAUGAAUUUGUCAUGCUCAGUGCCUCUUAAGGACCCUCUUGCACUUGCAAAGGCUGGAUCACAACUGUCUGUUUUCUCUCAGACCCAGACAUGUUUGCGUUUGAUACGAAGAGACCGGAAGCACCAGCAAAAGCGACGCCAGCUUUCUGGAGGACAAGAAGGUGCUGAAUGAAGUUGCCACGAACAAGGGCGCCAUCUACAAGUACGGGGAGCAGCAAGCCGAGGAAAACAACGAAACCCUGCAAGAAUAUCGCAAGAAAAAAGUGUUACAGUUACACAUUGUGUUGCAAGAGCGGCAACACAGACAACCUUUCUCAUGCAGGAAAUGCUUAGGAGCCUCGUUUCCUUCCUGUUUUCCCUUAUGAUCUUCGCAUUACAAGUUUUCUCUGCCAGGCAGAGAAAAUUUGUGAUGCGGAAACUCCAACAAGUGUGUAACUGUAACACUUUUUUCUCAUGAUAAAGAAACGAACGCAACCACUGCUGCGCCGUCCGCCGACACAGACGAGCAUCACGACGAGCCGCAGCGGUGGUUGAGCGCCGCAGAACAAGGUAUCCCGCCUGUGCCCCCGAGAUCACUACCGCAACCCCUCAUGUCGCCGGAAGAGUAUCAAAUGCAAAUGUGUCUGCUGGGUGUGCAAGAUUACAACGUGUCAUGCUAGAUCUGAAUCAGGCAAAAAACUGUGUUGCAUGAUUGCCAAGAGUUGUCCACUUUUGACCUAAUCGAGAGGCAGUUUCUCAUGCAAGAGAGGCAUGAUAGAACUCUCACAGAAUCUGUCAUGCGACGCCCUGCAUUCCAGACCUCAUCAGUCGUGGAAAACCUGCAUGACAAGUCUUGCAAAGCAACUACAUUGCUUCUCACCUCACUUUUUUGAGAUGGGUUUUUUCGUAGAUGGGUCUGUGUCAUAGUAGAUGCUUUACCGCUUUUUUACUUUUCUUUUCUCCCUCGGCGCUAGAGUUAUGGGUUUGCAUACAAGAUUAUCCCUACUUAGAUAACGACAAAAGCUCAUCCUGCAGCCGUCCCAGGAGCUCUUUGUUGUUGUCUCUCGGUAGUGAUUAUUUUGUCCAAAUCUAUUUCGGCUAGAGUUUAUUGCUGGGUAGGCGGCUACUGUUUUACGACAAUUUACACAGGGACGCCCUGCCCUUAGUUUCCCAACAUGACAAGUCUUGCAAUCUUCCAGACCCAGACAUAUUUGCAGUGCAUAAAGAGGAGGAGGUCGCAAUCGACCUGAGGAUGGCACACGUAUGGAAAGACGAAGAGGUAUCAAACAGAAAAGUCAUUCAUCUUUGUUCCAGCGCGGAAAAGGAAAAUUUGUGAUGCUGAUUUCCGGGCACAGAUGGUACCUGUCUUGCAAGACGGGGGCAAUGCCGUAGAAGACCACGACUUAUUUCAUCAGCACCAUGACAUCUCUAUUGCGGUUCAGUGUCUGCCAUGCUUCUAAACAGCUACGUGCGAUGUACACCUUCAGCCUUAGACAGGACUACGCUUAGCAUGCGCCUGUGCAUGACAAAGUGAGAUUGUGUAGGCAGAUUACGCUAGACAAAUUUCGCUCGAGUAUGGGAUGAAGAAACUUUUCCUCCUGACACAACGACGAGGAGAUGGACCGGGAAUUGAUGGAAAAUUACGGGAUCACGCGGUACCAGGCCCUACGCAUUGCAAAUAUGUCUGGCUCUGGAAAGUUGUGAUGCUAAUGUCCAAGUAAUACACAACUUGUGUUAGGGGGCCGCGCAUGACAAGUUUCUGAGCGGUGAUGUCUAGCGUGAACCGCAUGACAAAUGGCGGCCUUUUUGCAUGACAAGCAAGUUGCACAUCUGUAGCGCACCAAGCAUGACAGACCUUUCUGUCUUGUCGGCCAAGCAAGACAGACCAGCAUUCAUCUUCCAAAGCCAGACAUAUUUGCAAUGGAUAGGCGCAAGCCGGACACCAAACCGUGAAGGACAAUGGUACCUUGGACCUCUUCAAAUCGAUGAACGAGACCGGUAUGCUGACCGCCUUUGAACACCAGGACGCAAACCGCGACCUAUGCAUUGCAAAAAUAUCGUACUAGUAGUAACGGCAUGCGCAUGACAAAUUGAAUUUAGAAACACAGUGAAUUACCUACAGAUGAGACCAGCACCAGAUUUGCCAUGCGUGGUUGCAAGAAUUACUACGAUGACUGAGUGCGAUGAUUUUGCGCUGGAUACGACCUCGUGAUCGACGAAGCCGAAAACGCGGAGCUGGUGCACGCGGCGGACAUGGAUGACGACGGGCGCGUCACUGCCACGGAGUUCGGCGAGUACUGCGGCGAAGCGAUGGAAGAUGUUCAGGAUGGACAGGUAUUUAAAGACGUUUUUACCUCUGUUGUGUGCCGUUCUUUACCUUGCGAGUCACAUCAAAAACUCGGAUCGGUGGAUCCAAGGCACGGGUCACAAACAAAAAAAUCGGUUCGUCUUUCUUCGGAUUCAUCGCCAUCCGGCGGUCCGGACAGAUACAUCGCCAGCAUCCGGCGGCACUGGUGCUCUGCGAAUCGCUUCGGUGGCCAGAAGGGUGGUGGCCUAGGCCUACUUACUUCUCGCACAAAAUUCCGGCUGCGGUCUUGUUGCGGAGUAGACCGCGUCUCGGCGUGUUUUAAGGGCUACGCCUAUGCAUAAUCCUGCAGUACUUCUUCUUCUUCUUCUAGUAUCGUGCCUGGCCCAUAAAUCUACCCGGGGGGACUGCCUUGGCUUCUUGUAGUCUCUUCUUUUCCCCUGUAUAGUAUGUUUCAGUUUCCCCCGGGUCCGAUCUUGAAACCCCUCAAGAUGGCAGGGUGUACUGUAUCUGCGCCACCACCGAGUGAGCAGCCGAUAUCAUAAAAGACCAAGCGCACUUUAUUAGGAAUCGCCUGGCUCCCUAGAUUAAGUUCUUUAGAUACCCCACUCCCACAUAACUAUCUUCAAACCACCGAAAGCCAUUGAAAAUUCGGCCAAAGGGCGCUGCCGCUGAGAAUCCGCGAAAGCACUAGUCGGCUGUGCUACUAUGGGCACGUAUGUCGUGCGCUUCCAUUCACCAGACCGAUGGGCGCACACGAUCCGCGCCGCAAGAUCGUAAAAUACAACUACUCCUCAGUCUGGCGAUAAUGAGGGUAAAGAGUUCCCAUUCGCAGACGUAUCCGUAUGAAAUCCGAAAAGAUCGGCGUGCGCCGAAAGAAAUAUGGUGACUGAGUCAUCAGAUUCCGACAACCAUCCUAUACGAAAACAGGAUCCGUCGACAACCAGUGGUAUCAUGGGCUCCACCGUGUUGCAAAUCCAGCAUUCGAAGACUUUGCAGAUGAUGAGGUUGUUCAAUUGGUGUACGCCAACGGAGCGACCAGCGACGGGGGUCGAUUGGACGCCCGGGACCAUCACGACGGCGGCGUCGGAAGGUCCGAUCGAUCGUCCCGAAUUCCGACAACAGGUCGGAUACCCAGCGCAACCGCAAGAACACCCGCACGACAACGGGCGUGCAACAGCAAGGUUUGAAGGUUGAUGAAUAAUAUUGAUUUAUGUAUGAUGAAGUUGUUGGAGCCGAGUGAUUGCUUGUAUCUAUGCGUAAUCGUACCUGUUAUUCUUGUGCAUAGCGAUACACUUCCACUUCUGCGUUUUUUGAGAUGAUCAACCUCAGAACUAUUCGGAGUUGCUUUACCCAGUAGUUUAUGUUUACGUAAAUAAAGAACCUCGGGCGUCCGCCUCUCUUUCCCCCAGGGAGCAGAGCCGGAUCAACAAGGCACCAGGGCGCCACCACAGGGCUUCCCCCUGGGAUCGAUUGGUUAGGGUGCUCCCAAGGCCGUGACUCCGCGAGGGAGUUGGUUGCCAUGAAAUGACUCACCGGAGAUCCAACAACACGAAUCAGCCGUCCGAGUCCCCCUCGGCGGUUGGGUGGACUAUGUAGCGGUGUUUGUUAGUUGAGGUUGCUUAUUUAGAUGCGUCGGUUGUCUCUUCGCUGGCGUUCGUGCUCAUCUCCUAUACUUACUUAAUUGUAUAUAUUCAACGGCAAACUUAUUAUGUGCGAGACGCAGGCCCGGGCCCGGCCAUAGCUAGCCGAGCUAGCCCCCGACCGCUCCUAGUAGAACACAUCCAGAUCAUCAAAAGUCGAGGAAUUCCCUGAUGUCUUUCUCAAUCAAAAUGUCCAACAAUGGGUCACCAGGUUUCAACCAAGAGGAAGACCGGCAACGGUGUUACGUGGCGGAAUCGACCCGACAACUGGACAAGCUGCUCCCGGCGCGCGCUAUAUCGGAGGACCGCAGACCCUGCCGUCAGGGCAGUCCCAACUGACCGCGCACCAGGCGCAGUGGUACCCCCGCUCUCAGUACUCAUUCGCAGAGAAAAGCCACGCGAAAAAGAAAACAACUCCAGAUGCUUCGGUACGGUUGGCCUCGUUGCCGACAUCCUUCUACUUUUACUUUUUUACUUACUAUUAAAUGACUUCAGUCUCCUUCUUGUUCUUCGCCUUGAUCUUGUUCUUUCGUUUACAUUUAAAUGUAGUUCAUGAAGAUGCGAAGCCUGUAUGAAGCGGUGAGGAAAAAAAAACAUUGUCAACUUUGAAAUUUCACGCAUGACCUGCUUCACAGGGGUCAGGGGACAAGGCUGCACCACAAAAAUUUGUUCACAAACGAACCACUGCUAAAUUAAUAUCAUGUACAUUAUCAGGAUGACAAUGGCCGUCAUCAUGGAAACGAACUAUUUCAGGGCGUCACGAAAACGACGACAACGAGGAUCAUCUCCGACGAUGGAGACUUAUGGAAGCGAUCUGGGCGUUUUCCCAGUCCAAUGGUGGCAUUCUUUGGCAAGAAUUUCGAAUGUCUGGCGAGGACACGGUGCAGUGCAGCGAGCACCCAUGCGGUCAAUAAGUACGAAGUUCUUUUGACCUGCGCCGUGUUUGUUGCUGCUCCUCCGCGUGUCCGCGUCCGAUCGCGGUAUUUUUGCGUUUGCCUUUGCAUGAAGACUAUCACUGCGUUCAUAGUUGUCCGUGCCAUGUUUCACAUAUUGACUUGAUAAUGCACCUGGAAAACGAGAAACGCUCAGUGCCUUUCUUCUCGCUGAUAAGCAACCGCCGUGGAGCAAGACACGCGGGCGACUACGACCUUCAACACCGGGAACGACAACGCGAAUACGUUUUAUUCCGGGAAUCAAAUUCCUACCCGCGUUUGAUGAGGAUCCGUGCCGUUUUCUUUUCUAUUAUGACUGCCAACUGUCUUCGUUUUGCAUGUCAACAAAAUCGCACGUCUUUCUACGAUGAGUGCUCUACAUAAUUACAUGCAUUGAUCAUGAGGAAAAUUCAAAGUGGACGAACCAAAUACUACACUCAAGACUACGCUGCUGCUUGAGGAUAUUUUUAGAGUCAUCCUGCGUGGGUGGCUUUGCAAGCAUAAAGCGCACCGCUCCGUGGAAACCAACGCCGGCUCUGCGGGGACCACCGAGCCGGGCGAGGACGUGACGCAGAAUUCGUGAGCACGAUUUCAUCGACGAAUUGAAAAACGGGGAAAGUUCGCUGAAAUUAAUGCAAAACUUCUACUUACAACAUGAGAUGAACUCGAAAGAAGCAACGAACUACAGAGAACGAAAACACUUGUAUUUUCUUACAAGAACUUUUUGAAAAAAAAAAGUUAAACGACAGAAAAAAUAUAGAGUAAAGCGAAACAAAGACUUACUCGAGCGGAAUGCUGCAGCCGUUUAUGUGUACAUUUAAAAUAUUGCGUACCUAGCGGUGGUGCUGCUCCUUGAUUACUCCAACUUCAUCGAGCGGUGACAAGCUGCGUCGUCGCGUGAAUCUGAAACUGUUUUAUCCGCAUGCAAAUUCCGUAUGUCUCCCCCGUACUUGUUGUUUCUAAACACUUUUCAAAAAACACUAUCUACAAUUUCCAAAAAGGAGACUAUGAUAGACUCAUCAAAAUAAUACUACCCCGAACAAACGACGGUCUGUAUGAUUGAAAAAAAAUUGUUUGACUUGAGCAUCUUUUGAGAAUAAAACACGCAGAACAUUGAGAAUAUUGUUUGACAGUGGUUGUUCCUGACUGACUUUGCCAACCACAGUGUAAUUUCGUGCAAGCAUGAAACAAGACAAAUCAACUGGAUGAACUGCAUUUACAAGAUACCCAUCAGAGUUCACGAGCAAUGAAUAGUAUGUAGUGAGGUUAGAAAGUCCUCCGGCUUUCUUUUCGGCGCAUUGCGGACGAUAUCGCGCCAAUUACAAUUUACGAUUACGAAUAUAUAGCAACUGUAGAUGACUAAGAACUCACAGCGACAGACUACCACCUGAGAGGCUGAAAAAAUUAGUUUACCUUUACACGCUCGGAAAAAUAUGUAUUAAAUGCCGUUGAAAACAAAAAGACACCACACGAAUUUUCCUUAGCAGGUAACCAACAUGUACAUACGAAAAAGUCGCAAGCAGUACUGUACAAAAAUGCGUCCUGAUUACACCUCCAGCACCUGCGAGGACCAUGCAUACUAGUAAGACGUGUGUGUGUGAAAACAU
This is a messenger RNA of Amoebophrya sp. A120, 8099 nucleotides long. The record is from the annotation of a GenBank genome assembly. Lineage: Eukaryota; Dinophyceae; Syndiniales; Amoebophryaceae.